Molecule: messenger RNA, 1722 nt
Organism: Colossoma macropomum (tambaqui)
Lineage: Eukaryota; Metazoa; Chordata; Actinopteri; Characiformes; Serrasalmidae
Gene: f10
Product: coagulation factor X
Exons: 8
Coding region: 76-1578 (500 amino acids)
Biological process (GO): proteolysis; blood coagulation
Cellular component (GO): extracellular region
Molecular function (GO): calcium ion binding; serine-type endopeptidase activity
Source: RefSeq, a predicted model, not a curated record
GUCAUUGAUCUUUUGUGCCUGUGUUCCAGAUUUCACUCCUCUUUUACAGAGACGUACCUUGCGAUAAAACUUGCCAUGUUUUGGGUAUUGAAGACAUUCUUUUGUCUAGUUCUUGUACACUGUGCCACAUCUGAGGUAUUCCUCCAGAACAAGGAUGCCAACCACGUCUUCACGCGGCGCAGGCGGGCCAACAGCAUGUUUGAGGAGUUUAAAAAGGGUGAUAUGGAGCGAGAGUGUGUAGAGGAAAGGUGCAACUAUGAGGAGGCCCGAGAGAUCUUUGAGAACAAGGAAAAGACGGACGCAUUCUGGAAUGUGUAUUUUGAUGGAGAUGCAUGCCUGUCCCAUCCGUGUCUCAACAAUGGUGUCUGCAAAGAUGGAAUAGGAAAAUAUGUCUGCUUCUGCCCUGAACUGUUUCAGGGUUACAACUGUGAGAUUGCUAUACCACAACUAUGUGAGGUCAAGAAUGGAGGUUGCGAGCACUUCUGCAGUGUGGUUCGCAAUAGUGUCGUGUGUUCAUGUGUCAAAGGCUAUAAACUGGCUGCGGAUGGGAAGUCCUGCAUAUCUGAUGAUCCCUUCAGAUGUGGUCAGCUGCAUCCUAAGCAGACCCGAAGUAUUCUUAUACAUCAUGUAGUGGAAAACGGUACUGGUACAGACAAUAGCACUGGCCAUACCAAUGACAUGAGUACCAAAAAUGUAACUAAGACCAUCACAAAAAAGAAAGUCUCAAAUUCCACUCAGACAAUCUCUGAUCCAGACACUUUGUUUGGGUUGGAUGAUGAGGAACUGAUUAAUCCUGUAGAAGAGGAUCCUGUGCUUCCAGAGGUUGCAGGAGACACAAGAAUUGUUAAUGGGGAAGAUUGUGCACCUGGAGACUGCCCAUGGCAGGCCCUGCUGGUGAAUGAGGAUAAAAUAGGCUUCUGUGGUGGGACCAUCCUAAAUGAAUACUUCAUUCUUUCUGCUGCCCACUGCAUGAACCAGUCUCGCUCCAUCACAGUUAUUCUAGGUGAAUUUGACACGCUGAAAAGAGAGGGGCGUGAGGUAAGACAUCAAGUCGCCCAGGUGUUGAAGCACAUGAACUACGUCCCCGAAACCUACCACAACGAUAUCGCGCUCAUCAAGCUUGUCAAGCCCAUCACCUUCACUGAAUACAUCCUCCCUGCCUGCCUGCCAGAACGCGACUUUGCGGAACGCGUGCUCAUGCAACAAGUAGACGGCAUGGUCAGCGGCUUCGGGCGUCUCUACGAGGGUGGCCCGCAGUCCACCAUCUUACAGAAGUUGACCGUGCCAUAUGUCGACCGAGCGACCUGCAUGGAGUCCACCAAGUUUAAGAUCUCUAACCGCAUGUUCUGCGCCGGUUAUGAUCGAGAAACCAAGGACGCCUGCCAGGGUGACAGCGGCGGCCCUCACGUCACCAAGUACCAAAACACCUGGUUUGUGACCGGUGUGGUGAGCUGGGGUGAGGGCUGCGCUCGCAAAGGAAAGUAUGGCGUCUACACGCAGGUGUCCAAGUACAUCAAGUGGAUCGAAACCGCCAUGGAGAAGGUCAUGCCCAGAAAGGCAGCUUCCGGAAAAAGCUAGGGAAAAGAGGCAGGUCCUUAGGUGUUCACCUGUGAUACGGAUGGUAAGGAAGAUUGACUGACGUCAUAAACGGACGUAUAUAAAAAAAAAAAAAACAAUAAACAAAACAACAACUAAAUAAAGAUUCUAUAUUGAUUUAUUCAA